GCUGAGUGUAAACAAAGUGAAGACUUUUCCAUUUGCUCUAGUAACAUUUCUGGAGGCAAAUGACACUAAAAUGUCGUUUCUGUUCGCGUGGACUUUGUUGUGUCUUCUGGUUUGUUGUGAUAUAGGAGAGUGCAGAAGAAGAAAUGUGCUUCUCAUCAUUGCUGAUGAUGGUGGGUUCGAAACGGAUGUCUACAACAACACUGUGGUCCAGACCCCUCAUCUCCGGGCUCUUUCUGAGCGCAGUGUGAUCUUCGAGAACGCCUUCACCUCCGUCAGCAGCUGCUCACCCAGUCGUUCCACCAUCCUGACUGGACUACCACAGCACCAGAAUGGGAUGUACGGCCUCCAUCAGGGAGUUCAUCACUUUAACUCAUUUGAUGGAGUGCAGAGUCUUCCUCUUCUUCUGAAACAAGCCAACAUUCGCACAGGUAUCAUUGGGAAAAAACACGUGGGUCCAUGCCCUGUAUACCCGUUUGAUUUCGCCUACACUGAAGAGACCAAUUCCGUUCUUCAGGUGGGUCGGAAUAUCACCAAGAUCAAGCUCCUUGUCCGGAAGUUCUUCCAAAGCCAGAAAGAGGAGAGUAGUGAGAUGGAAGAGGAACGGCCGUUCUUUCUCUACGUGGCAUUCCAUGAUCCUCACCGUUGCGGCCAUUCCCAGCCUCAGUAUGGAAUGUUCUGUGAAAAGUUUGGGAAUGGAGAGAGCGGAAUGGGGAAUUUAUGUAAAACAGCAUCUCUCACUUUUUUCCCAGACAUCACUCCCACCAUACUGGACUGGUUUUCUUUGCCAUAUCCAUCAUACAGUCUCUCAGGGGCUCGUCCGGUUGUGUUGACAGGUCAGUCUCUUCUCCCAGCCCUGAUCUCAGAACCGUCCUGGGUCACCGUCUAUGCCAGCCAGAGUCUCCACGAGGUCACUAUGUUUUACCCAAUGCGCUCCAUCCACCAGGGCCGCUACCGCCUCCUGCACAACAUGCACUACCGCAUGCCCUUCCCUAUAGACCAGGACUUCUACGUGUCCCCUACCUUCCAGGAUCUGUUAAACCGGACUCAGUCAGGCCAGCCCACAGGCUGGUUUAAGACCCUAAAGGAGUAUUACUACCGGGAGAGGUGGGAGCUGUUUGACAUCCAGUCAGAUCCGACGGAGAGGUGGAACCUAGCUGGUGAUCCGGCCUACACCCCGGUUCUGAAGAGCCUGGGGGAUCAGCUGCUGAAGUGGCAGUGGCAAACAGACGAUCCGUGGGUGUGUGAGCCGGAUGCGGUCCUCGAGACCAAGCUGGAACCGCAGUGCCGACCACUGUACAAUGGACUAUGAGUGCCUAAAAUCUGAGAGAAAACUGUUUAAAUCAGGGGUGUCAAACUCAAUUCCUGAAGGGUCGGAGCCCUGCAGAGUU
Molecule: messenger RNA, 1388 nt
Organism: Sinocyclocheilus anshuiensis
Lineage: Eukaryota; Metazoa; Chordata; Actinopteri; Cypriniformes; Cyprinidae
Product: N-sulphoglucosamine sulphohydrolase-like
Exons: 5
Coding region: 71-1309 (412 amino acids)
Biological process (GO): glycosaminoglycan catabolic process; heparan sulfate proteoglycan catabolic process
Molecular function (GO): N-sulfoglucosamine sulfohydrolase activity
Source: RefSeq, a predicted model, not a curated record